This is a messenger RNA of Drosophila mauritiana, 987 nucleotides long. RefSeq lists its product as uncharacterized. The transcript has 6 exons. The record is from RefSeq and is a predicted model, not a curated record. Lineage: Eukaryota; Metazoa; Arthropoda; Insecta; Diptera; Drosophilidae. Bases 204 to 962 code for a protein of 252 amino acids.
GGAAUCGGACGUGUGCCCGUCGAUCUUGAUGCGAAAACCAUCGCGGCGUUGGGACAAAUACCUACAAGUAUCUGUGCACUCCGCCUCCUCACGUGCGUGUGUGAUAUUUGUAACUUUAAUUUAUGGGAUGCGUUGAAUUGUAUCCGAUUGCUGCGACCGCAACGAAAUAAAACGCCAAUGAAACCCAGCUAAUUGAUGUGAUAAUGCUGCACAUGGAAAUCAUCGAAUUCGGACGACGUCGCACGAUGUGGAGGAGCCUUUUGGAUCGCCUCGAACUGGACGCAGAGGAUCGUCAGUGCCUCGAGAGAUUACAACAGCCGGCGGAAAGAUCCACCGAUAAGAGCUUCACGCCAAAGGUCAGUCUGCGUUAUCAGCCCGCGAUCGUCCCAUCAUUCCUGUCCAUUGGGAUUGCGGUGACUAUCUGCCUGGGAACUGCCCUCGCCGCUCCGCAAUCCUCCUGCAUCAUGUGCGACAAGGAGGACCUGCGACCACGACUUCCUCCCUACAGCGACAGCUACGAGGAGUACACCUUCGACCACCAGGUGACCCAGCAAGCGGCCCUGGAGUCCAUUCAGAAAUUUAAUGGCUCCAGAGGUCAGAACAAUGCCUGCAGUUCAAUCAAGUGCCCACCAAAUACACCAAAGUAUUGCCUAGGCGGUCAGUUUAUCAACGACCAUUGCUGGUGCGAACUGCAACACAGAGAAGAGGGCCUGCCCUAUGUGCCCCACGUGUGCUUCGCGGAUCAGAAGGUGCACACCUCCUCCGUGGAAUCCUGCUUCACAUUCGUCCAGGUCAAGGAGUGCUGCUGUGCUGAGAUCUGGAUCAAGAAGUGGCGACACAUUUCCGGCAGUUCUCGUGGCCAGCACGUGCCAAAUGUGUUGGUGCUGCUUUUAUUGAACCUGCUUUCUGCAUUCAGUAUACUCAGCUGCCGAAGAAGGAGGCGAAUAUUUUGCCAAAGCUAAGAAAUGGAUGUGAAGUCAUCAUGUG